GAUUACUUUUUAAAAGUAAAACAAUGAUUUUUCCUGGUGGAGGAAUUUGACAAACGUAGAUAUAUGGACCUCAAGUGUAUUACAAAUGGGCAUCAGAAAAUGAGUAGCCUGGUUGAGAGACUUCGUGUAAGAUCAGAUCGCAAGCCAGUUUAUAAUCUAGAUGACUCAGAUGAUGAAGCUGACUUUUUGCCUGGGAAACCUGGUAGAACUGAGGAAAAUUUUGAGAGGAUAGUUAGAAGUGAUACUAAAGAAAAUUCAUGCCAAGCCUGUGGAGAAAGUGAAGAUCUUCUUAGCUGUGAAACUUGUACUUAUGCUUUCCAUCCUAAGUGUUUGCUUCGACCACUUAAACCUCCACUUCCAGAUAAUUGGAGAUGCCCUGAAUGUGUUAGCCCAUUAAGUGAUAUUGAGAAGAUAUUAGAUUGUGAAAUGCGCCCAACUGUAGCUGGUGAUGGUGAGGCCUCAAAACCGUGUUCAAAGCAAAUUUUUGUUAAACAGUAUCUUGUGAAGUGGAAGGGACUUUCAUAUCUGCACUGCACGUGGGUUUCAGAGAAAGAGUUUCUGAAAGCCUUCAAGUCACAUCCCCGUCUGAAGACCAAAGUGAACAACUUCCACCGUCAAAUGGCAUCUGCAAAUACUACUGAGGAUGACUUUGUUGCCAUUCGACCUGAAUGGACCAUGGUUGAUCGUAUACUUGCUUGCAGGGGUCGUGAUGAUGGGAAGGAGUAUCUUGUGAAAUGGAAAGAGCUUCCAUAUGAUGAAUGUUAUUGGGAGUCUGAGUCUGACAUUUCUGCAUUCCAGCCAGAAAUAGAAAGAUUUACCAAAUUUCAGUCAAGGUCUAGGAGAAGUGCUUCUAGUAAGCAGAAAAGUAGUGGUAAGGAUGGUUCCGAAGAAAAAAAGCAGCUGAAAGAAUUUCAACACUAUGAACAUAGCCCCAGCUUUCUUUCAGGCGGCACCCUACAUCCAUAUCAGCUUGAAGGCUUGAACUUCUUACGUUUCUCCUGGUCUAAGCAAACUCAUGUUAUACUUGCUGAUGAAAUGGGACUAGGCAAAACCAUACAAAGUAUUGCUUUUUUAGCAUCUCUUUUUGAAGAGAGAGUGUUUCCCCAUUUAGUGGUUGCUCCCUUGUCAACUCUCCGAAACUGGGAACGUGAAUUUGCAACAUGGGCACCUCAAAUGAAUGUUGUUAUGUAUGUUGGAUCUGCUCAAGCUCGAGCUGUUAUAAGAGAGUAUGAAUUUUACUUUCCAAAGAAACAGAAGAAGAUCAAGAAAAAGAGACAUGGCAAAAUAGUCAGUGAAAGCAAGCAAGAUAGGAUCAAAUUUGACGUCCUUUUGACAUCAUACGAAAUGAUCAACUUCGACUCUGCAUCGUUGAAACCUAUAAUGUGGGACUGCAUUAUAGUUGAUGAAGGUCACCGACUCAAGAAUAAGGAUUCAAAAUUAUUUUCUUCAUUGAAGCAAUAUUCAAGCAGACAUCGUGUACUUUUGACUGGGACUCCUCUUCAGAACAAUUUGGAUGAACUUUUUAUGCUAAUGCACUUCCUUGAUGCUGGGAAGUUUGGAAGCUUAGAGGAGUUCCAGGAAGAGUUCAAAGAUAUUAAUCAGGAGGAGCAGAUAUCAAGGCUUCACAGAAUGUUGGCUCCACAUCUCCUCCGAAGAGUGAAGAAAGAUGUCAUGAAGGAGCUACCUCCUAAAAAGGAACUUAUUUUAAGAGUUGAGCUAAGCAGCAAACAGAAAGAGUAUUACAAGGCAAUUUUGACGCGUAAUUAUCAAAUAUUAACUCGUCGUGGUGGUGCACAGAUUUCUCUUAUCAAUGUUGUUAUGGAAUUGCGCAAACUAUGUUGUCAUCCUUACAUGUUGGAAGGAGUUGAGCCAGAUAUUGAAGAUCCAAAAGAAUCAUACAAACAGCUGCUAGAGUCAUCAGGGAAGUUGCAAUUGUUGGACAAGAUGAUGGUGAAGCUUAAGGAGCAAGGACAUAGGGUCCUCAUAUACUCACAAUUUCAGCACAUGCUUGACCUGUUAGAAGAUUACUGUUCUUACAAGAAUUGGCACUAUGAAAGGAUAGAUGGCAAGGUUGCUGGAGCUGAAAGACAGAUCAGGAUAGAUCGGUUUAAUGCCAAAAAUUCCUCAAGAUUUUGCUUUCUUCUUUCUACCAGAGCUGGAGGAUUGGGAAUAAACCUAGCAACUGCUGACACAGUUAUUAUUUAUGACAGUGAUUGGAAUCCUCAUGCUGAUCUACAAGCUAUGGCUAGAGCUCACCGACUUGGACAAACUAACAAGGUGUUGAUUUAUAGGCUUAUAACACGAGGAACCAUUGAAGAAAGGAUGAUGCAAAUGACUAAGAAGAAAAUGGUGUUAGAACAUUUGGUUGUUGGAAGGCUAAAGGCUCAAAACAUUAAUCAGGAAGAGUUGGAUGAUAUCAUUAGGUAUGGCUCAAAGGAGUUAUUUGCUGAUGAGAAUGAUGAAGCUGGCAAAUCCCGCCAAAUUCAUUAUGAUGAUGCUUCAAUAGAUAGAUUGUUGGAUCGUGAGCAAGUUGGCGUUGAAGAAGCUGUGUUGGAUGAUGAAGAUGAUGAUGGAUUUCUGAAGGCAUUUAAGGUGGCAAAUUUUGAAUAUAUUGAUGAAGUUGAGGCUGCAGCAGAGGAGGCAAGGAAAAAAGAAAUGGAAAAAAAGAAAACCGUUAACAACUCAGAUAGGGCAAAUUACUGGGAGGAUUUGUUGAGAGACAGAUAUAAAGAGCAUAAAACUGAAGAGUUUAGUUCGUUGGGCAAGGGCAAGCGAAAUCGCAAGCUGAUGGCUUCUGUUGAGGAGGAUGAUCUUGCUGGCCUAGAAGAUGUAAGUUCUGAUGGUGAAGAUGACAACUAUGAGGCAGACCUUACUGAUGGUGAUUCAAAUUCAACUGGAACUACUUCUGGGAGAAGGCCUUACAGAAAGAAAGCCCGUGCAGAUAGUACAGAGCCACUUCCUUUGAUGGAAGGUGAAGGAAAAUCAUUCAGAGUACUUGGUUUCAAUCAAAGCCAGAGGGCUCAAUUUGUGCAAAUUUUGAUGAGGUUUGGAGUUGGUGAUUAUGAUUGGAAGGAGUUUACUCCCCGCUUGAAACAGAAGACAUAUGAAGAAAUCAAAGAUUAUGGAUUCCUUUUCUUGUCUCAUAUCGCUGAAGAUAUAACUGAUUCUCCUACAUUCUCAGACGGUGUUCCAAAGGAAGGACUUAGAAUACAUGAUGUAUUAGUGAGGAUUGCAGUUCUUCUCUUGAUAAGGGACAAGGUGAAGUUUGCAUCAGAGAAGGAUCCUGGAACUUUGCUUUACACAGAUGACAUCUUGUUGCGGUAUCCUGGUUUAAAGGGUGGAAAGAUAUGGAAGGAGGAGCAUGAUAUAGUGUUACUGCGUGCUGUGUUGAAGCAUGGAUAUGGAAGGUGGCAAGCAAUUGUGGAUGAUAAGGAUCUAAAGAUUCAGGAGGUCAUCUGUCAGGAGUUGAAUCUUCCCAUGGUAAAUCUACCAUUACCAGGACAAGUUAGUACCCAGACACAAAAUGGUGCAAAUUCAACAAACGUAGAAGCACUGGCCAACCAAUCUGGGGAAAAUGGUGGGAAUGGUAUGGUAGCUGAUGGUGCACCUGGUUCUGGUGAUGCUAGGAACCAAACACAGCUAUAUCAAGAGUCUUCAAUAUUAUAUCAUUUUAGAGACAUGCAGAGAAGACAGGUUGAGUUUGUAAAAAAGAGGGUUCUUCUGUUGGAAAAGGGCUCUAUGCUGAGUACCAGAAAGAAUACUUCGUCUUUAUCUAAAAAUGAAGAUAUAGUUGAUGCUGGUGACCAAAUGAAGCCAUGA
Messenger RNA from Neltuma alba, 3819 nucleotides. Its product is annotated as CHD3-type chromatin-remodeling factor PICKLE. Gene Ontology annotation, biological process: chromatin remodeling. The transcript has 30 exons. Gene Ontology annotation, cellular component: nucleus; chromatin. Lineage: Eukaryota; Viridiplantae; Streptophyta; Magnoliopsida; Fabales; Fabaceae. Bases 64 to 3819 code for a protein of 1251 amino acids. Gene Ontology annotation, molecular function: ATP hydrolysis activity; ATP-dependent chromatin remodeler activity; iron ion binding. The record is from RefSeq and is a predicted model, not a curated record.